AAAAUGCAAAUUUAUUUAUUUAUAAUUUUUCCGUUUUUAUUCCAAUUUGGAAUUUGUCAAUUUGAUAGAGUUGAUCUUUCUGAUAAUAAAGGUAGAUUUAUUCGUCCUUGUUAUUUCACAAAUUGGGCAAUAUAUAGAAGUGGUCGUGCAAAAUUCGCUCCAGAGGAUUAUGCACCGGGGCUCUGCACACAUAUAUUUUAUGCUUUUGCUUAUUUUAAUGAAAGCUUUGAAGCAUAUGCGAUUGAUCCUAACGAUUUACCUAAUGACUCAGAUCCUUUGGGACAAUAUGCUCGAGUUGUCGCCUUAAAGGUAGAAAUUCUGAACUUUAGAAAAUCAAGAAAAAGUUCAAACAAACAUUCAAAUAAUCAUUUCUUAUACAACGGGCCCAGAAGGACAAAGUAUUGA
Meloidogyne enterolobii is the source of this 405-nucleotide messenger RNA. The record is from the annotation of a GenBank genome assembly. Lineage: Eukaryota; Metazoa; Nematoda; Chromadorea; Rhabditida; Meloidogynidae.